AUGGAGCAAGAGCUGCUCCGCAUCCUGCGAACCCUCGGCUCCCCGCACCACCUCAGGCAGGCCCACGCGCGGCUCGUCGCCGCCGGCCUCUCCGCGAGCCCGCGCCUCCUCCCGGCGCUCGUCGCCGCGGCCUUCUCCGCCCACUCGCCGCGCCAUGCCUCCGCCGCGCUCCGCGCCGCCGGCCCCGCCGCCUCCAGCGUCUCCCACAACACGCUCAUCGAGCGCCUCGCCGGGGCGCGCGGCCACCGCCCCGUCCCCGCGGACGCCCUCGCCGCCUACACCGCCAUGCUCGCCGCGGGGGUCCCGCCGAACGGGUUCACCUUCACCUUCUUGCUCCGGGCGUGCGCGCUCCUGGGUUUCCCGCGGCCGUGCCGGUGCGUCCACGGACAGAUAGUGAGGUGGGGAUUCGGGAGCGAAGUCUUUGUGCAGAACACGCUCCUGGAUGUGUACUACAGGUGCGGCGGCCCUGGGCGUGUUGCGGCUGCUCGGCAGGUGUUCGACGAAAUGGUUGACAGGGAUGUUGUUUCGUGGAACUCUAUUAUUGGGGUGUACAUGUCGAGUGGAGAUUACACAGGAGCGAUGGAGUUGUUCGAGGCGAUGCCAGAGAGGAAUGUUGUCUCCUGGAACACUCUUGUUGCGGGGUUUGCUAGGGUGGGUGACAUGGUGACAGCGCAGACUGUGUUUGACAGGAUGCCUUCUAGGAAUGCCAUUUCUUGGAAUUUGAUGAUUUCAGGUUAUGCAUCAAGUGGUGAUGUGGAGGCUGCACGUUCGAUGUUUGAUCGGAUGGACCAGAAGAAGGAUGUAGUUUCGUGGACAGCUAUGGUUUCUGCUUAUGCCAAGAUUGGGGAUCUAGAUACAGCAAAAGAGUUGUUCGAUCAUAUGCCUCUGAAGAACUUGGUUUCGUGGAAUGCAAUGAUAACUGGAUACAAUCACAACUCGAGAUAUGGUGAAGCAUUGCGCACAUUUCAGCUGAUGAUGCUUGAGGGACGAUUCAGACCGGAUGAGGCGACAUUAGUGAGUGUUGUCUCAGCAUGUGCUCAAUUGGGCAGUGUUGAAUACUGCAACUGGAUCAGUUCUUUCAUCCGUAAAAGCAACGUCCAUCUCACCAUUGCACUAGGAAAUGCUCUCAUAGACAUGUUUGCAAAGUGUGGGGAUGUUGGGAGGGCACAAUCAAUAUUUUAUGAAAUGAAAACAAGAUGUAUCAUUACAUGGACAACAAUGAUUUCUGGCUUUGCUUUUAACGGUCUUUGUAGAGAAGCCCUUUUGGUCUACAAUAAUAUGUGCAGAGAAGGAGUUGAACUGGAUGACAUGGUUUUCAUUGCUGCACUUGCUGCUUGUGUACAUGGAGGUUUGUUGCAAGAAGGUUGGAGUAUAUUUAAUGAAAUGGUUGAGCAAUAUAACAUUCAACCUAGAAUGGAGCACUAUGGGUGCGUAGUGGAUCUACUUGGUCGAGCAGGUAACUUACAGGAGGCGGUGUUAUUUAUUGAAAGCAUGCCUCUUGAGCCUAGUGUUGUCAUAUGGGCCACGUUGCUUAGUUCUUGUGUUGCUCAUGGUAAUGCAGAGUUUAUAGAUUAUGUCAGUAAGAAGAUAACUGAACUGGAACCAUUUAAUUCUAGUUAUCAAGUCCUGGUUUCUAAUUCUAGUGCCUUGGAAGGAAGGUGGGAUGGUGUGAUUGGUGCACGUACAAUCAUGCGUAAUUGGGGAAUUGAGAAAGUACCUGGAAGUAGCUCGAUCCAGGUAGGCAGUGAGGUUCAUGAGUUUUUGGCUAAAGAUACAAUGCAUGAAAGGAGGAAAGAGAUAUAUGAAACAGUUGAUGGUUUAAUGGCCCUCAUGAGACAUACAGAGGAAGCACCUUGGCCAAGACACUGUAGCACACUGUAGGGCCAGAAGUGCUUGGUGGAGUAUUGCUCAUCUUACCUGUGCAAAAUAAAUACAAGAUUACCAUUUGAACUGGAUAGACUUUUCUGCAGUAGGGUGACUGACUGUAAGCUGUAGGGGAGAGAGAGAGAGACCCAUGACGCCACAUGCGCGAAUCAUAGAGGACACACCCUUUGUUCUCUAGUUAUUGCAGACCACUUAACUUCUGAAGACCUUGCCAGCUUGUUUGUCUUGUGCAGCUCAUGUGUAAAGGUUGAGAGUUGAGGGCCCUAUGACCUUACGUCCUUUAAUCCUUGUAGCAGGGCCUUUCUGUGGCUACUGGCUAGUACUGGAGCUAUUCGAUGCUUGAUUGGCCAACAACUGUGUAAGUGGUACAGCUAAUCUUUGCUGAGAUAACUUGUUUUACUGUGAUUGUUGGAGAAAUUAAUUGCUGGAGUGCUCCUUUACUCUCAUUUUCCAACUGUAACUGAAAAAAAAAAAGCCGGUUCAGCUCAUCUGGUGUUGACAUGUUGUGAAUAAUCUGCAGUAACAUGGGGAAGGGGAUAUUUUCUAUUGGACAGCAAUUGUAUUAAAUUUGCUAACAAUCUUUGGUUUGAACGAAAAUGGACAGCAUUAUUUUUGGUAAAUAGAAGGCAGAGAACUUUCAACUGAACUGCUUCUUUCAUAAACCUCCUAAUGGCUGGAAUUGGCAUGAACCAAGCUCCGAUUCUGUCACCAGGAGCAAAUAGCUACGUACUAUCUCAGAUAUUAAUUAGAUGUCACUCAUUCUCUGGCAGUAGAGUCUUCUUCCCUGUCAAUGUAUAUACAAGGAAAGACCUGUUUGGGCUGUUUAUGUAGCAGCAGAAAUGCUCCAUAUGGUGUUUUUUAGCGAAUGAUCAGCCUAACUCAUUGCAUUUUGAUUAAGCUGGUCAAUCAUAUUGAGGUCAUGUCUUUGAGGUACUGAAAUCACAAAUCGGGAGCACACACCUGGUCUGUUUGUUUGACUAGCAUGGCUUAUUUGUUGCAAAUAGUAACUUCAGACAUUUCUUUUGCCAGAUUUAUGUAUUGUACAUUAGUCGCAAACAUCUUACUUGAAGGAACAACACUUUUCAACGUUAAUACACUAGUAAGCGGAAUUGUUUUUAUGCCAAUUACAUAGUUUUCCAAUCUUACUUCAAUUUUAGCUUCUAGCAAUCUUGACUUUGGUUUAAGGAACCAUAGUUUGAAGCAACAUGCAGCUAGGAAACUAGGAUGAAGGGUUGAUACAUGAUACAAAUCCAUUAGCAACUUCAAUUUAUUUUGUUGGAAGUGAGUAUUAUGCUUGUAGGUACCAUGCAGUUCAAAAUUGCUGAAUCAUGUUUCAUCUAUUGUUUGGCUCUUUCAAGUUGCAUUGGCCUUUACACCACAUACCAUCAUGACAGCAACAACUGGUUAAUAAAUGAUGGACCCUACUGGCAGCUGUUCUGGACAAUUCUGAUCACGUAGCUGCCAGUCGGUGACCCAGAUCAAUAGUGGUAUCUUCAAUCCUCUUCCAUCUAUUAUGAAUUUAUGAUAUGUUGGGAGCAAGCACAAGCUGUGGACCAAAUGGUGGUCACAACUCACAAGAGCCAGCAUCAUCCUGGGGUUUAUAGAAACCAAAGAUCUCCACAAGCAUUGAUCAGUAGUAAUACUGGAUACCAGAAACACAUCAAAGGAAUUUUGCCUUUAUAUGCAUUCAUGUGCCCUGCCAGGGUUCUAGGACCCCAAGAGCAUGUUCCUUGUCCAUCUCCUGCUAUGCAAGAACUAAUGCAAUUUCAUUUUCUGUGCCUUAUUCCAGUGUCCUUUCCUGUCUCCUUUGCUCCCCAAAGCUGAAGCAGGGGAGUGAAGUUGGGCUGUUGCUUGGAGGGGCCGAGGAUUCGCUGGUGUCAGCUCAAUCAUCCAAAGUUAAUUCUGAGUUUUUCUGAAUUGGGAGAAAGGAACACAUGCAAAUUGCUAAUGCAAUCCAGAAACUUGGUUACUACUUCAAGUCAAAUAUAUGACGUUUGAUUUUACAUCAAAUUUGAACUGUUGUGAAUUAGUAAUGUCAAUAUUAAAAAAAUUAAUGUGAGAUAUUGCAUGUCGAUGUAGGUUAUUUGAAGCCGAAAUUUACCCAACCAAGGCAUUUUAGAUAGUGGUUUGGUAAGGUUUGGUUUUCUACCAUAAGUUCC
This is a messenger RNA of Oryza brachyantha (malo sina), 4043 nucleotides long. Its product is annotated as pentatricopeptide repeat-containing protein At3g29230-like. Gene Ontology annotation, molecular function: protein binding; RNA binding. The coding region runs from base 1 to 1881 and encodes 626 amino acids. Gene Ontology annotation, biological process: RNA modification. The transcript is spliced from 2 exons. Lineage: Eukaryota; Viridiplantae; Streptophyta; Magnoliopsida; Poales; Poaceae. The record is from RefSeq and is a predicted model, not a curated record.